ACAAAAAAAAAAACCUAAAACUAGAACAAAAAAGUGUGUACGAAACAAAUUGAAUUUUAAACAUUGAAAUAAAACAAUACAAAAAAAAAAAAAACAAAAAUAAAACAACAUCUUUUAAUUAAAGAAAACAUAAAAAAGGUGAAAUAAAAAAAUAAAAAACUGUUUUUAGAAUAUUAAAAACAAAAAAAAAACAAAGUAUUAAGUGGACAGACACAGUGAAGUGAAACAAAAGUGCAUAAUAACAUAUAAAUAAAUAAAUUAACAAAAAGUGACGUUUAAAAAAGUGCAACCAAAAGAAAAAGUGCUAAAAAAAAAAAUAGAAAGUACACUGUGCUACAAAAAAGUGACAUUAAACAAACAAAUAUAUAUUUUUACAAAUUUACUACAAAAAAGGGACAACACACAGUGCUACAAAACAAACAGAAAAUACACAGUGCUACAAAAGUGACAUUAAAAAGUGAUACAAAGUGACAUUACACGGUGCUACAGAACUAAAAGAAAUUACACAGUGCUACAAAAAUAAACAAAAAUUAAUUAAAUUUUUUAUUUUUUUGGCAAAAAAAGUCUACACAAAAGACAAAAUACAAAAAUAAAAAGUGUAACAAAAAGUGACAGUACACAAUAUUACAAAAAAACCAAACAAAAUCAAGAAGUACGCAAAAUUGUGGAAGCUGCCAGAAGACCACGAAGGACUCCGGCAACACAACAACAAUAGUAACAACAACAACAAGAGGAACACUACAAUAACGAAUUUUUUUUGAGACCCAAAGGCCAAAUCAAAAUAUGGCUGCCUACUUGCCCAAUCAAGACUGCCGUUUAGAUGAUCGCAGCCUCAGUCCCAACCAAUCCGCACGUCCAACAGCGAGAAGUUCUAGCAGACCCAGACGCCCAACCGAACCCAUUCCCAGCAGACCGGCUCAUAGACACCGCAGACUUCCCAGUUCCACAUCGCCAGAAAGACGUCAACGAAGCCGCUCCGCUGCAAGAUCCCGCCAACGCCAAGAACGACCCAGCUAUUGGCAGUAUUCCUGUGGGUUGUGUCAGGAGGACCAUGCCCUCAGUGCUUGCGAGAGGUUUCGCCACCAGACCCCCUUCCAGCGCUAUGAGACUGUGGAGCGUAGGGGGUACUGCAGAAAUUGCCUUGCCAGAAGUCAUUUGGCCCCUGACUGUCCGUCGUUGACUGGUUGCAGGAGGUGCAACAAUCGGCAUCAUACGCUGCUACACGGGGCGUCUCAGCUGGAGGAAGUAUCUCUAAACGUGGAAGUUGUAACAACACCAAACUUUGCGUGGGAUUUGGUAUUUGUGCCAACGGCUAUGGUGCGCAUCAAAGCUGACAAAACAGAGGGGUACACCAUGAUAAGAGCAUUAAUCAGCCAAUCAGCGACGAUGUCCAAAAUAUCGUAUGCGGCUUUCCGUAGAUUGGGCUUACAAUCGCGGAUUUACAAAGGGCAGCGAUUUACCACAUUUACUGUUUCGCCCCGCCGCACAAACAGCCACUGGAGUCUUAGAGUCAAUGCCUUGAUAAUCGAAGAUUUGCCCAGGCGCAUUUACUCGGACCCGAUCCUCGAGGACCCCACAAGAAGUUUCAGAAAUUGCGCCCUAGCCGACCCUGAUCCCCGAGGCAACAAUCCCGUCGAUGUGGAACUGGGUGCUGACGUUUACUCAGCCAUAAGAAAAGACGAGUGCAAGGAGGCUGGAAUUGGAGAUGUCCUGGCCUAUGAUACCCAGCUGGGUUACGUGUUUGCAGGUCCAAUAAAAAAUAUGCCAAAAAUAUAAAGAACAAUAUUGUAUUUCAAAGAUGAAUGUAAACACUUGUCAUUCGGGGGCCAGAAAUGUUCAUAAAAGAUGCUAGUUUUUUGCGCAACAGUGUUGUUUGUUACAUUACCGGUGGCUGCAUAAAUAACAUCAUAAAAAAAUGAUGUACAUAUACACACACACAUGCACAUAUAUGCAGCCACCGGUAAAUUCCAAUGCUGAAUUCAAAUAAAUAAGCAUCGUCACCAGCCAAAACAGGUUUGCUGUGACGAUGCAAAUUGGAGUUAGAUCAGUUCUGUCUCGAAUUUAAAAGCGCGUACGCAAGGUUCCCCCCCGAAGUGAACAGUGCCCAAAAACAGAAAAAAAAA
Molecule: messenger RNA, 2123 nt
Organism: Musca domestica (house fly)
Lineage: Eukaryota; Metazoa; Arthropoda; Insecta; Diptera; Muscidae
Exons: 2
Coding region: 784-1776 (330 amino acids)
Source: RefSeq, a predicted model, not a curated record